Sinocyclocheilus grahami is the source of this 624-nucleotide messenger RNA. Its product is annotated as von Willebrand factor A domain-containing protein 8-like. Gene Ontology annotation, cellular component: cytoplasm. The transcript has 5 exons. The record is from RefSeq and is a predicted model, not a curated record. The coding region runs from base 1 to 624 and encodes 207 amino acids. NCBI's taxonomy places the organism in Eukaryota, Metazoa, Chordata, Actinopteri, Cypriniformes, Cyprinidae.
AUGACUGCUGCUUACCUUGAAGUGACAGACCUGAACUCUAAGAAGCUCAAAUACAUUCCAGUCCCGAGGAGCAGCUCCAUGUCUCCCUACACUGUGUGGAUCUCAAAGGUCUCAGACACAGAUGUAGUGAUGGCUCCUCUGGGCUCUGGUGGAGUGGUGACUGUGGACAUCAGAUUAUGGAAAACAGGCCUUGACAACCUGCAGCUCUCUGCUGGAGUGGAGGAACAUGAUCGGAUCAGAAGAUGGCGGGCCAAUCCAGGAGGCAGAGAUUCAGCGGGUCUUGGAGGGAAGGGAGGCCCUUACCGUCUGGAUGCUGGACACAAAGUUUACCAGAUCUCUCAGGCGGAGAAAGACGCUGUGCCCGAUGAGUUGAAGAGAGCAGCACGGGAGAUGGCCGAGAAGGCUUUUAAGCAGAGGCUCAAGGAAAUUGAGAUGAAUGAGUAUGAUGCCACCACGUACAAGCGUUACUCAGGAGCGGUCAGACGUCAGGUCCAGUCGCUCCGCAUCAUUCUGGAAAGUCUGCAGGCUAAAGGGAAGGAGAGGCAGUGGCUGAGGAAUCAGGCUCUGGGUGAGCUGGACGAUGCUAAGAUCAUUGACGGCCUGACAGGAGAGAAAGGAUUUUAA